Molecule: messenger RNA, 1314 nt
Organism: Striga hermonthica
Lineage: Eukaryota; Viridiplantae; Streptophyta; Magnoliopsida; Lamiales; Orobanchaceae
Source: the annotation of a GenBank genome assembly
AUGGCGAAACCCGGUCGCGGUCGCCCUCGAUCAGGCUCUCGUUCUCGUUCUCGUUCUCGUUCCUCAUCCCGCUCUCGCUCGCGUUUGCGUUCCCCUGUAUCGCGACGUUCAGCUUCUUCUCGCUCGCGCUCGAUUUCCUACUCGAGCUCGUCGCGCUCCAGUACACGGUCGAGCUCCCGUUCUCGCUCCAGAUCAAGAUCAUUCUCAUCUUCAUCUCGCAGAAGUAGUUCUCGGAGCCCCAGCCCUACUCCUCGUCGAAAGAGCCCUGCUGAUGGAGUGAAAAGAGGACGUUCUCCACCACAAAAAACUAAGAGAACUUCCCCUCCCCCACGGAAAGCUUCUCCUAUUCCUGAAUCCCUUGUGUUACAUGUUGAUCAGCUGAGCAGGAAUGUGAAUGAGGGUCAUUUGAAGGAAAUAUUUGGUAAUUUUGGUGAAGUGGUUAAUGUACGACUGGCAAUUGACCAUGUUGUUAACCUUCCGAAAGGAUUUGCGUAUGUAGAGUUAAAAAAUAGGGCCGAUGCUGAAAAGGCCCAGCUAUACAUGGAUGGUGCUCAAAUUGACGGAAAAGUUGUAUGGGUCAAGUUCACUUUACCUGAAAGAAAGAAGAUACCAUCUCCCUCUAAGGCUGUUGUCACCACAUCAAGGAGAGAUGGCCCGAAGUCUCAGGAUGCUUCUGCAGAUGGCGACAAAGAUGGGCCGAAGCAGCCCAGAGAAGCGUCCCCUCGGAGGAAACCUCCUUCGCCUCCCCGAAGAUCUCCUGUAGUACGAAGAGGAUCUCCCCGGCGGGACCCACCGGGUUCUCCCCCACCCCGUAGACGUCCAGAUUCUCCUCGGCGUAGGCCUGAUUCUCCUUACAAGCGAGCUGGUUCUCCGCCUCCAAGGAGGAGGCCGGCAUCCCCCGGCAGAGGCCGUUCUCCUUCUUCACCUCCAAGGCGUUACCGGUCACCUCAAAGAGGAUCACCAAGAAGGAUGCGUGGUAGUCCCCUUCGUCGGCGAUCUCCUCCGCCGCCAAGACGAAGGUCGCCAAGACGUGCUCGGAGUCCUCCGCGGAGGUCUCCUAUUGGUCGUCGACCACGCAGCCGCUCUCCUCUGAGGAGGCCUGCUCGUUCUCCAUCAGGAUCCCCUUCUCCAAGGAGAGGCCGAGGCCCACCUCCUAGACGCGUUAGACGGUCUUAUUCUUCAUCACCUAGCCCGCGCAGGGGACCGAGAAGGGUAUCACGGAGCCGUAGUCCUAGAAGGCCUGUGAGAGGAAGAAGUCGUAGCAGCAGCAGAACGAGCACGAGCAGCUCUCCCCCACCUGCUCGUAAGCCUUAA